Plasmodium fragile is the source of this 2100-nucleotide messenger RNA. Its product is annotated as cysteine-tRNA ligase. The record is from RefSeq and is a predicted model, not a curated record. Gene Ontology annotation, molecular function: cysteine-tRNA ligase activity; ATP binding. The transcript has 3 exons. Gene Ontology annotation, biological process: cysteinyl-tRNA aminoacylation. The coding region runs from base 1 to 2100 and encodes 699 amino acids. NCBI's taxonomy places the organism in Eukaryota, Apicomplexa, Aconoidasida, Haemosporida, Plasmodiidae. Gene Ontology annotation, cellular component: cytoplasm.
AUGAAACUUUUCAUUUUGAUAUACUUAGCCCUUUUCGCAAUUUCGAACAAAAAGAACUUCUCUACAUCGCUAAAGCUUUCGAGGAGCAUUCGCAGCAGUGGGCGCAACACGAGUCCCCUGUCAUUACCAAUCCGUUCUGAGAGGCUCAUUUUCACCAAGAGGAAGACCCCGUGGAGAACCCGGGGGAUGUUUUUUAUUCGCAACUCAUUUCAUCGAAAGGGGUACCAUUUUUUUCACUUGGACAGAUACGUGACCAAAGGGAAAGCUCUUCAAUGCACCAUGGAGACGAAUAGUAGCUUACCCCAAUGGGACAUGCCUUCCAAGGAGGGCAAGAAAAUAACUGGUUUGCUCGUGAACAACUCCCUGACGCGCAGCAAGGUGGAGUUCGUUCCUCAGGCGAAGGACCAAAUCAAGUGGUACGCAUGUGGACCUACGGUGUACGACGCAGCGCACCUGGGUCACGCUAGGACGUACGUCAGCUUCGAUAUCAUCCGGAGGAUCCUCAUGAAUUACUUCAAGUACGAUGUUUUCAUGGUGAUAAACAUAACAGACAUAGAUGACAAAAUUAUUAAAAGAAGCGAAGAGGAAAAAGUAAGCUUCACAGAAUUAGCAAGAAAAUGGGAAUGGGAAUUUUGGGAAGACAUGAAAAAGUUGAAUGUCCUACUCCCGACAGCUAUCACCAGAGUGAGCGAAUAUGUUGAUCAAAUCAUUCAGUAUAUACAAAAAAUUAUUGAAAAUAAAUAUGCUUAUGUGAGUGAAGAAGGUAGUGUAUACUUUGACAUUGAUGCGUUUAAAAAAAACCCCAAACAUUUUUACGCGCGCAUGGAGCCACUCUCUGUGAAGGAUGAAACGAAAAUUUUGGAAGGGGAAGGAGAUUUAGGUGUUAUAUCAAAGAAGAAAAAAAAUUCUUACGAUUUUGCUCUGUGGAAAUCAUCAAAACCAAAUGAACCUUAUUGGGAUUCUCCUUGGGGAAAAGGCAGACCCGGAUGGCAUAUAGAAUGUUCAACAAUGGCUAGUAACAUUUUUGGAAACGUCCUUGAUAUACAUAGUGGGGGAGUAGAUCUUCGAUUUCCACACCAUGAUAACGAAUUAGCUCAAAGUGAAGCUUUCUUUGACGAAAGUCAGUGGGUCAAUUAUUUUCUCCAUUCGGGUCAUUUACACAUAGAAGGAUUGAAAAUGUCCAAGUCCUUAAAAAAUUUUAUAACAAUAAAACAUAUGCUAACUGAGUAUACGCCUAACCAAAUUCGUAUUUUAUUUUUACUAAACAAAUGGGACAGCUUCAUGAAUUAUAGUCCUAAUGGAGAAAGCAUGGUUCAGUGUGUAGAAAUUGAUAAGUUCAUCUUUAACUUUUUCGCCUUACUGGAGAUGAAAAUUAAAAAUUUUCAUUUAAGUAACUCCAAUUUAUUCUGGACCCAAGUAGACAACAAUCUUAACAACCUAUUCCGUUCAACAAAGAACAAAAUACAUCAGGCUCUGCUAGACAAUUUCAACACGCCUGAAGUUAUCCUAGCUCUGCAAAAGCUAAUCACCGAAAUUAAUAUAUACCUACAAAAUGAGAAGGUUCAAAUUGGGUUACUCUUGGAACUCAAGCAUUAUAUCUCUUUCAUACUAGAUACCUUCGGCUUGGUGUAUGGUCAAUCUCAAAGUGGGAAGAAUGACAAAUUUGAUGAACUUCUCCAAACGCUUGGUACGUAUAGAAGUAAUAUUCGCACCACACUACAGAGCAAUGCUAAAUUGAUUAGGAAAAUUACCAAAGAGACAAAAGAUGUCGUCACCAAAAAGGACGGACAGGAAAAUGAGAAUAAUUCUCCUGCCCAAGGGAGGGACCUACUUUACGCAGAGUUUGUUAACAAUGUCAAGGCUAACAAUGAGACGUUACUGAAAGAGUGCGAUUUGCUACGAGAUGAGCGUCUUCUAAAUCUGGGGAUACUCAUUGAUGACCGACCCAAUAACGAGUUCGUCGUCAAGGUGCUCGAUGAGAACCAACUGCAGCAGGAGAAGCGGAAGCGCGAGCAGGAGCUCAGUAAGAAGAAGGGCGCAGUCGGGGGAGCAGCAGCCCAGAAGGGAAAAAAUAACCAGAAUGACAAGCGGGAGUCAUGA